UGGUUAUUUAUAGAAAGCGAACUCUAAGUCACAAAUCACAGAGAGGGUGGUCUCUAAGGUGAUAAGAGAAAAAAACAUUUAGAUUGUGAGAAAAUUAAGGAAUAAUAAUGGCCCUUCGAGCUCUAUUUUCACCAUUUCUUGUCUCUCCAAUUCUCCUAGCCUCUCUUCAAUCACCCAAAACCCCUACCACCGUUUGUCCUUCUAAAUCCAUUCGAUGUGCGAGCAAUACCAUAACGAUUGAUGAUCAUACAGUUACUCGACGAUCAGCAAAUUAUCCACCAAGUUUUUGGGACUACAAUUUUGUGCAGUCACUUAGCAGCGAUUACACCGAGGAGAAAUAUAUGAGGGAGGCUUAUAAUAUGAAGGAUGAAGUGAAAGGUCUCAUAAAUGGAGUGAUGGACCCGUUGGCAAAGCUGGAGUUGAUCGAUGCCGUUCAAAGGCUAGGAUUAAAGUAUCAUUUUGAGGGUGAGAUUAAGCAAUCGCUUGAUGAUUUGAUACACUUACACAACGACGCAUGGUGUUCUGAUGAUCUGCAUGCAACAGCCCUCCGAUUUAGGCUUCUUAGACAGCACGGAUGUGAUGUACCCAAAGAUGUGUUCGAAAGCUUCAAGGAUGAGACCGGUAAUUUCAAGAUAUCCCUCUUUGAGGAUGUGAAAGGGCUGCUGAGUUUGUAUGAAGCUUCUUUCUUCGGGUUGGACGGUGAAACUAUCAUUGAUGAAGCCAAGAUCUUCACAAUUGCAAAUUUGAAGAAUAUCAAAGGAGACAUGUCACCGAGUAUGGUUAGAAAAGUUGGCCAUGCUUUGGAUAUGCCCUUGCAUUGGAGGCUAACAAGGGUUGAGGCUAGAUGGUUCAUAGAGACAUAUGAGCAAGAACAAAAUAUGAGCCCUAUUUUGCUUGAAUUUGCUAAAUUGGACUACAACAUGGUGCAGUCUGUUCAUCAAAAGGAGGUUGGCAAUUUGGCAAGGUGGUGGGUGGACAUGGGCUUAGACAAAAUGAGCUUUGCGAGAGACAGGUUGGUGGAACACUACCUUUGGUGCUCUGGAAUGGUGUUUGAGCCAAAAUUUGGAGCUUUUAGAGACAUGGGGACUAAGAUUAUUAGUUUAAUAACAACAAUCGAUGACAUUUAUGAUGUCUAUGGUGCACUGCAUGAAAUAGAGCUCUUCACGGACUUUGUUGACAGUCAAAAAAUCAUUACAAGCAUUCCACACAAUAUAAGGACAUGCCUGCUUGCUCUAUUCAAUACCGUCAAUGAAAUAGGGUAUUGGACACUGAAAAACCGAGGCUUCAACAUCAUUCCUUAUUUGAGCAAAGCGUGGGCUGACGUGUUGAAAGCAUGUCUAAAAGAGGCAAAAUGGUAUCAUAGUGGGUACAAGCCAACAUUGGGGGAGUAUCUUGACAAUGCAGUGGUUUCCAUAGGAGCACCUCUCGCGCUCUUCACAAGUUAUUUCUUAACCACUGAAAAUAUUAAUGAGGAGGCUUUACAUUACAUAGACAAGCUACCCAGUAUCAUGCGUUGCUCCUCUAUGCUUGUUCGACUCACUAAUGAUUUGGGAACCUCCUCGGAUGAAUUGGCAAGAGGAGAUAAUCUCAAGGCAGUCCAGUGCUACAUGAAUGAAACUGGAGCUUCUGAAGAAGUUGCUCGAGAUUACAUAAACAAUUUGGUUCAUGAGACAUGGAAGACUAUGAACAAAGGCAUGUUUGAAAGCUAUCCCUUCUCUGAACCAUUUUUGAGUGCUAAUCCAAAUCUUGGCCGAACAGCUCAAUGCUUUUACCAGUAUGGAGAUGGGCAUGGCAUUCCACACAACUGGACCAAGGACCAUCUCAUUUCAUUAUUGGUCCAACCCAUUCCUCUCAAGUAAUGGGUCUUGGACUAAAUGCAUGCUUUGGCUCAAGGAUUGAAUGCCAAUCCUUUGAAUAUCUUUCCUUGUGUGUGUUUAUGUGCAAGAAGUUAUUUGGUGGUAUUGAGCCCCCAACUCCUUUGGAUGUCACAUAAUCAUGUGGGGUUUGCUCUUAAAUGUAAGCAGUUUAUGUGAUUGUGUGAUUUCUAAAAUGUUGAAUAAUGUUGCAAGAACACUGUUGCUUGCUAGACUAUAAGUUAUCUGAAUUCUUUUGAGAAUAAUCUCCAAUCCGACAUUGUGUUUGGUGGACAUGCUUAGUUAGCUUGUGUUUUAUACCAUUAUUUGUUGGGUUUUUCUUGUUGAAAA
This is a messenger RNA of Camellia sinensis, 2204 nucleotides long. Lineage: Eukaryota; Viridiplantae; Streptophyta; Magnoliopsida; Ericales; Theaceae. The record is from RefSeq and is a predicted model, not a curated record.